AUGGCGGCAGAAGAAGCGGCGAGCACCGAGAGGCGGCAGCAGAAGAAGCGGCGAGUCCGAGAGGCGGCAGCAGAAGAAGCGGCGAACACCGAGAGGCGGCAGCAGAAGAAGCGGAGAGCACGGAGAGACGGCGGCAGAAGAAGCGGCGAGUACCGAGAGACGGCGGGAGAAGAAGCGAAGAAGCGGCGAGUACCGAGAGGCGGCAGCAGUAGAAGCAGCGAAAACCGAGAGGCGGCAGCAGAAGAAGCGGAGAGCACAGAGAGACGGCGGCACAAGAAGCGGCGAGUACCGAGAGACGGCGGCAGAAGAAGCGGCAAGUACCGAGAGACGGCGGCAGAAGAAGUAGCGAGCACCGAGAGACGGCGGAAGAAGAAGCGGCGAGCACCGAGAGGCGGCAGCAGAAGAAGCGGCGAGCACCGAGAGGAGGCAGCAGAAGAAGCGGCGAACACCGAGAGACUGCGGCAGAAGAAGCGGCGAGCACCGAGAGGCAGCAGUAGAAGAAGUGGCGAACACCGUUAUUCGGCAGCAGAAGAAGCGGAGAGCACGGAGAGACGGCGGCAGAAGAAGCGGCGAGUACCAAGAGACGGCGGCAGAAGAAGCGGCGAGCCCGAGAGGCGGCAGCAGAAGAAAGCUUCGAACACCGAGAGGCGGCAGCAGAAGAAGCGGAGAGCACGGAGAGACGGCGGCAGAAGAAGCGGCGAGUACCGAGAGACGGCGGCAGAAGAAGCUGCGAGCACCGAGAGACGGAAGCAGAAGAAGCGGAGAGCACGGAGAGACGGCGGCGGAAGAAGGGGCGAGUACCGAGAGGCGGAAGCAGAAGAAGCGGAGAGCACGGAGAGACGGCGGCAGAAGAAGCGGCGAGUACCGAGAGAUGGCGGCAGAACAAGCAGCGUGCACCGAGAGACGGCGGCAGAAGAAGCGGCGAGCACCGAAAGACGGCAUAACAAGGAGCGGCGAGUACCGAGAGACGGCGGCAGAAGAACUGGAGAGCACCGAGGGGCGGCAGCAGAAAAAGUGGCGAGCACCGAGAGGCGGCAGCAGAAGAAGCGGAGAGCACAGAGAGACAGCGGCACAAGAAGCGGGGAGUACCAAGAGACGGCGGCAGAAGAAGCGGAGAGCAGCGAGAGACGGCGGCAGAAGAAGGGGCGAGCACCAAGAGGCGGCAGCAGAAGAUCCGGCGAACACAGUGAGACGGCGGCAGAAGAAGCGGCGAACACCGAGAGGCGGCAGGAGAAGAAGCGGCGAGCACCGAGAGGCGGCAGCAGAAAGCGCGGCGAACACCGAGAGACGGCGGCAGAAGAAGCGGAGAGCACGGAGAGACGGCGGCAGAAGAAGCGGCGAGCACUGAGAUGCGGCAGCAGAAGAAGCGGCGAAAACCGAGAGGCGGCAGCAGAAGAAGCGGAGAGCACGGAGAGAUGGCGGCAGAAGAAGCGUCGAGCACCGAGAGGCGGCAGAAGAAGAAGCGGCGAGUACCGAGAGGCGGCAGCAGAAGAAGCGGCGAGUACCGAGAGACAGCGACAGAAGAAGCGGCGAGCACCGAGAGACGGCAGCAGAAGAAGCGAAGAGCACGGAGAGACGGCGGCAGAAGAAGCGAAGAAGCAGCGAGCACCGAGAGAUGGCGGCAGAAAAAGCGGCGAGCACCGAGCGGCGGCAGCAGAAGAAGCGGCGAGCACCGAGAGACGGCAGCAGAAGAAGCGAAGAGCACGGAGAGACGGCGGCAGAAGAAGCGGCGAGUACCGAGAGGCGGCAGCAGUAGAAGCAGCGAAAACCGAGAGGCGGCAGCAGAAGAAGCGGAGAGCACGGAGAGACGGCGGCAGAAGAAGCGGCGAGUACCGCGAGACGGCGGCAGAAAAAGCAGCGUGCACCGAGAGACGGCGGCAGAAGAAGCAGCGAGCACCGAGAGACGGCAUAACAAGAAGCGGCGAGUACCGAGAGACGGCGGCAGAAGAAGUGGAGAGCACCGAGAGGCGGCAGCAGAAGAAGCGGCGAGCACCGAGAGGCGGCAGCAGAAGAAGCGGAGAGCACGGAGAGACAGCGGCACAAGAAGCGGCGUGUACCGAGAGACGGCGGCAGAAGAAGCGGAGAGCAGCGAGAGACGGUUGCAGAAGAAGGGGCGAGCACCAAGAGGCGGCAGCAGAAGAUCUGGCGAACACCGUGAGACGGCGGCAGAAGAAGCGGCGAGCACCAAGAUACGGCGGCAGAAGAAGCGGCGAGCACCGAGAGACGGCGGAUGAAAAAGCGGAGAGCACGAAGAGACGGUGGCAGAAGAAGCGGCGAGCACCAAGAGGUGGCAUCAGAAGAAGCGGAGAGCACGGAGAGACGGCGGCAGAAGAAGUGGCGAGCACCGAGAGGCGUCAGCAGAAGAAGCGGCAAACACCGAGAGACAGCGGCAGAAGAAGCGGCGAGCACGGAGAGACGGCGGCAGAAGAAGCUUCGAGCACCGAGAGGCGGCAGCAGAAGAAGCAGAGAGCACGGAGAGACGGCGGCACAAGAAGCGGCGAGUACCGAGAGACGGCGGCAGAAGAAGCGGAGAGCAGCGAGAGACGGCUGCAGAAGAAGGGGGAGCACCAAGAGGCGGCAGCAGAAGAUCCGGCAAACACCGAGAGACGGCGGCAGAAGAAGCGGCGAGCACCAAGAGACGGCGGCAGAAGAAGCGGCGAGCACCGAGAGACGGCGGCAGAAGAAGCGGCGAGCACCAAGAGACGGCGGAUGAAGAAGCGGGGAGCACGGAGAGAUGGCGGCAGAAGAAGCGGCGAGCACCGAGAGGCGGCAGCAGAACAAGCGGAGAGCACGGAGAGACGGCGGCAGAAGAAGUGGCGAGCACCGAGAGUCGUCAGCAGAAGAAGCGGCGAACACCGAGAGACGGCGGUGGGAGAAGCGGCGAGCACCGAGAGACGGCGGCAGAAGAAGUGGCAAGCACCGAGAGACGGCGGAAGAAGAAGCGGCGAGCACCGAGAGACUGCGGCAGAAGAAGCGGAGAGCACGGAGAGACGGCGGCAGAAGAAGUGGCGAGCACGGAGACACGGCGGCAGAAGAAGCGGCGAGCACCGAGAGACGGCGGCAGAAGAAGUGGAGAGCAUGGAGAGACGGCGGCAGAAGCAGCGGCGACCACCGAGAGGCGGCAGCAGAAGAAGUGGACAGCACGGAGAGACGGCGGCAGAAGAAGCGGCGAGCACCGAGAGACGGCGGCAGAAGAAGCGGAGAGCGCGGAGAGACGGCGGCAGAAGAAGCGGCGAGCACCGAGAGGCGGCAGCAGAAGAAGCGGAGAGCACGGAGAGACGGCGGCAGAAGAAGCGGCGAGCACCGAGAGACGGUGGCAGAAGAAGCGGCGAGCACCGUGAGGCGGCAGCAGAAGAAGCAGAGAGCACGGAGAGACGGCGGCAGAAGAAGCGGCGAGUACCUAGAGACGGCAGCAGAACAAGCGGUGAACACAGAGAGGCGGCAGCAGAAGAAGCGGCGAGCACCAAGGACGGCGGCAGAAGAAGCGGCGAGCACCGAGAGGCGGCAGCAGGAGAAGCGGCGAGCACCGAGAGACCGCGUCAGAAGAAGCGGCGAGCACCUAGAGGCGGUAGCAGAAGAAGCGGCGAACACCGAGAGGCGGCAGUAGAAGAAGCGGAGAGCACGGAGAGACGGCGGCACAAGAAGCGUCGAGUACCGAGAGACGGCAGCAGAAGAAGCAUAGAGCACCGAAGGACGGCGGCAGAAGUAGCGGGGAGCACCGAGAGGCGGCAGCAGAAGAAGCGGCGAGCACGGAGAGACCGCGGCAGGAGAAGCGGCGAACACCGAGAGACGGCGGAAGAAGAAGCGGCGAGCACCGAGAGGCGGCAGCAGAAGAAGCGGCGAACACCGAGAGGCGGCAGCAGAAGAAGCGGAGAGCAUGGAGAGACAGCGGCAGAAGAAGCUCAAAAGAAGCGGAGAGCACGGAGAGACGGCGACAGAAGAAGCGGCGAGUACCGAGAGACGGCGGUAGAAGAAGCGGCGAGCCCGAGAGGCGGCAGCAGAAGAAGCAGCGAACACCGAGAGACGGCGGCAGAAGAAGCGGCGAGCACCGAGAGGCGGCAGCAGAAGAAGCGACGAACUCUGAGAGACGGCUGCAGGAGAAGCGGCGAGCACCGAGAGACUGCGGCAGAAGAAGUGCGAGCACCAAGAGUCGGCGGCAGAAGAAGCGGCGAGCACCAAGAGACAGCGGCAGAAUUAGCGGAGAGCACGGAGAGACGGGGGCAGAAGAAGCGGCGAGCACCGAGAGGCGGCAGCAGAAGAAGCGGAGAGCACGGAGAGACGGCGGCAGAAGAAGCGGCGAGCACCGAGAGAUGGCGGCAGAAGAAGCAGAGAGCACGGAGAGACGGCGGCAGAAGGAGCGGCGAGUACCGAGAGACGGCGGCAGAAGAAGCGGAUAGCACCGAGAGACGGCGGCAGAGGAAGCGGCGAGCACCGAGAGGCGGCAGCAAAAGAAGCGUCAACACCGAGAGACGGUGGCAGAAGACGUGGCGAGCACCGAGAGACGGCGGCAGAAGAAGCGGCGAGCACCAAGAGGCGGCAGCAGAAGAGGUGGCGAACACAGAGAGGCGGCAGCAGAAGAAGCGGCGAGCAACAAGAGACUGUUGCAGAAGAAGCGGCGAGCACCGAGAGGCGGCAGCAGAAGAAUCGGCGAACACCGAGAGGCGGCAGCAGAAGAAGUGGAGAGCACCGAGAGACGGCGGCAGAAGAAGUGGCGAGCACCGAGAGGCGGCAGCAGAGGAAGCGCAGAGCACGGAUAGACGGCGGCAGAAGAAGCGGCGAGCACCGAGAGAAGGCGGCAGAAGAAGCGGAGAGCACGGAGAGACGGCGGCAGAAGAAGCGGCGAGCACCGAGAGGCGGCAGCAGAAGAAGCGGAGAGCACGGAGAGACGGCGGCAGAAGAAGCGGCGAGCACCGAGAGACGGCGGCAAAAGAAGCAGAGAGCACGGAGAGACGGCGGCAGAAGGAUCGAAGAAGCGGCGAGUACCGAGAGACGGCGGCAGAAAAAGCAGCGUGCACCGAGAGACGGCGGCAGAAGAAGCAGCGAGCACCGAGAGACGGCAUAACAAGAAGCGGCGAGUACCGAGAGACGGCGGCAGAAGAAGUGGAGAGCACCGAGAGGCGGCAGCAGAAGAAGCGGCGAGCACCGAGAGGCGGCAGCAGAAGAAGCGGAGAGCACGGAGAGACAGCGGCACAAGAAGCGGCGUGUACCGAGAGACGGCGGCAGAAGAAGCGGAGAGCAGCGAGAGACGGUUGCAGAAGAAGGGGCGAGCACCAAGAGGCGGCAGCAGAAGAUCUGGCGAACACCGUGAGACGGCGGCAGAAGAAGCGGCGAGCACCAAGAUACGGCGGCAGAAGAAGCGGCGAGCACCGAGAGACGGCGGAUGAAAAAGCGGAGAGCACGAAGAGACGGUGGCAGAAGAAGCGGCGAGCACCAAGAGGUGGCAUCAGAAGAAGCGGAGAGCACGGAGAGACGGCGGCAGAAGAAGUGGCGAGCACCGAGAGGCGUCAGCAGAAGAAGCGGCAAACACCGAGAGACAGCGGCAGAAGAAGCGGCGAGCACGGAGAGACGGCGGCAGAAGAAGCUUCGAGCACCGAGAGGCGGCAGCAGAAGAAGCAGAGAGCACGGAGAGACGGCGGCACAAGAAGCGGCGAGUACCGAGAGACGGCGGCAGAAGAAGCGGAGAGCAGCGAGAGACGGCUGCAGAAGAAGGGGGAGCACCAAGAGGCGGCAGCAGAAGAUCCGGCAAACACCGAGAGACGGCGGCAGAAGAAGCGGCGAGCACCAAGAGACGGCGGCAGAAGAAGCGGCGAGCACCGAGAGACGGCGGCAGAAGAAGCGGCGAGCACCAAGAGACGGCGGAUGAAGAAGCGGGGAGCACGGAGAGAUGGCGGCAGAAGAAGCGGCGAGCACCGAGAGGCGGCAGCAGAACAAGCGGAGAGCACGGAGAGACGGCGGCAGAAGAAGUGGCGAGCACCGAGAGUCGUCAGCAGAAGAAGCGGCGAACACCGAGAGACGGCGGUGGGAGAAGCGGCGAGCACCGAGAGACGGCGGCAGAAGAAGUGGCAAGCACCGAGAGACGGCGGAAGAAGAAGCGGCGAGCACCGAGAGACUGCGGCAGAAGAAGCGGAGAGCACGGAGAGACGGCGGCAGAAGAAGUGGCGAGCACGGAGACACGGCGGCAGAAGAAGCGGCGAGCACCGAGAGACGGCGGCAGAAGAAGUGGAGAGCAUGGAGAGACGGCGGCAGAAGCAGCGGCGACCACCGAGAGGCGGCAGCAGAAGAAGUGGACAGCACGGAGAGACGGCGGCAGAAGAAGCGGCGAGCACCGAGAGACGGCGGCAGAAGAAGCGGAGAGCGCGGAGAGACGGCGGCAGAAGAAGCGGCGAGCACCGAGAGGCGGCAGCAGAAGAAGCGGAGAGCACGGAGAGACGGCGGCAGAAGAAGCGGCGAGCACCGAGAGACGGUGGCAGAAGAAGCGGCGAGCACCGUGAGGCGGCAGCAGAAGAAGCAGAGAGCACGGAGAGACGGCGGCAGAAGAAGCGGCGAGUACCUAGAGACGGCAGCAGAACAAGCGGUGAACACAGAGAGGCGGCAGCAGAAGAAGCGGCGAGCACCAAGGACGGCGGCAGAAGAAGCGGCGAGCACCGAGAGGCGGCAGCAGGAGAAGCGGCGAGCACCGAGAGACCGCGUCAGAAGAAGCGGCGAGCACCUAGAGGCGGUAGCAGAAGAAGCGGCGAACACCGAGAGGCGGCAGUAGAAGAAGCGGAGAGCACGGAGAGACGGCGGCACAAGAAGCGUCGAGUACCGAGAGACGGCAGCAGAAGAAGCAUAGAGCACCGAAGGACGGCGGCAGAAGUAGCGGGGAGCACCGAGAGGCGGCAGCAGAAGAAGCGGCGAGCACGGAGAGACCGCGGCAGGAGAAGCGGCGAACACCGAGAGACGGCGGAAGAAGAAGCGGCGAGCACCGAGAGGCGGCAGCAGAAGAAGCGGCGAACACCGAGAGGCGGCAGCAGAAGAAGCGGAGAGCAUGGAGAGACAGCGGCAGAAGAAGCUCAAAAGAAGCGGAGAGCACGGAGAGACGGCGACAGAAGAAGCGGCGAGUACCGAGAGACGGCGGUAGAAGAAGCGGCGAGCCCGAGAGGCCGCAGCAGAAGAAGCAGCGAACACCGAGAGACGGCGGCAGAAGAAGCGGCGAGCACCGAGAGGCGGCAGCAGAAGAAGCGACGAACUCUGAGAGACGGCUGCAGGAGAAGCGGCGAGCACCGAGAGACUGCGGCAGAAGAAGUGCGAGCACCAAGAGUCGGCGGCAGAAGAAGCGGCGAGCACCAAGAGACAGCGGCAGAAUUAGCGGAGAGCACGGAGAGACGGGGGCAGAAGAAGCGGCGAGCACCGAGAGGCGGCAGCAGAAGAAGCGGAGAGCACGGAGAGACGGCGGCAGAAGAAGCGGCGAGCACCGAGAGAUGGCGGCAGAAGAAGCAGAGAGCACGGAGAGACGGCGGCAGAAGGAGCGGCGAGUACCGAGAGACGGCGGCAGAAGAAGCGGAUAGCACCGAGAGACGGCGGCAGAGGAAGCGGCGAGCACCGAGAGGCGGCAGCAAAAGAAGCGUCAACACCGAGAGACGGUGGCAGAAGACGUGGCGAGCACCGAGAGACGGCGGCAGAAGAAGCGGCGAGCACCAAGAGGCGGCAGCAGAAGAGGUGGCGAACACAGAGAGGCGGCAGCAGAAGAAGCGGCGAGCAACAAGAGACUGUUGCAGAAGAAGCGGCGAGCACCGAGAGGCGGCAGCAGAAGAAUCGGCGAACACCGAGAGGCGGCAGCAGAAGAAGUGGAGAGCACCGAGAGACGGCGGCAGAAGAAGUGGCGAGCACCGAGAGGCGGCAGCAGAGGAAGCGCAGAGCACGGAUAGACGGCGGCAGAAGAAGCGGCGAGCACCGAGAGAAGGCGGCAGAAGAAGCGGAGAGCACGGAGAGACGGCGGCAGAAGAAGCGGCGAGCACCGAGAGGCGGCAGCAGAAGAAGCGGAGAGCACGGAGAGACGGCGGCAGAAGAAGCGGCGAGCACCGAGAGACGGCGGCAAAAGAAGCAGAGAGCACGGAGAGACGGCGGCAGAAGGAUCGGCGAGUACCGAGAGACGGCGGCAGAAGAAGCGGAGAGCACCUUGAGACGGUGGCAGAAGAAGCGGCGAGCACCGAGAGGCGGCAGCAGAGGAAGCGCAGAGCACGGAUAGACGGCAGCAGAAGAAGCGGCGAGCACCGAGAGACGGCGGCAGAAGAAGCGGCGAGCACCGAGAGGCGGCAGCAGAAGAAGUGGCGAACUCUGAGAGACGGCUGCAGGAGAAGCGGCGAGCACCAAGAGACUGCGGCAGAAGAAGUGGCGAGCACCAAGAGUCGGCGGCAGAAGAAGCGGCGAGCACCGAGAGACAGCGGCAGAAUUAGCGGAGAGCACGGAGAGACGGCGGCAGAAGAAGCGGCGAGCACCGAGGGACGGCGGCAGAAGAAGCGGCGAGCACCGAGAGACGGCGGCAGAAGAAGCGGAGAGCUCGGAGAGACGGCGGCAGAAGAAGCGGCGAGCACCGAGAGGCGGCAGCAGAAGAAGUGGAGAGCACGGAGAGACGGCGGCAGAAGAAGCGGCGAGCACCGAGAGACGGCGGCAGAAGAAGCGGAGAGCACGGAGAGACGGCGGCAGAAGAAGCGGCGAGCACCGAGAGGCGGCAGCAGAAGAAGCGGAGAGCACGGAGAGACGGCGGCAGAAGAAGCGGCGAGCACCGAGAGACGGCGGCAGAAGAAGCAGAGAGCACGGAGAGACGGCGGCAGAAGAAGCGGCGAGUACCGAGAGACGGCGGCAGAAGAAGCGGAGACCAAGACGGUGGCAGAAGAAGCGGCGAGCACCGAGAGACGGCGGCAGAAGAAGCGGCGAGCACCAAGAGGGGGCAGCAGAGCAAGUGGCGAACACAGAGAGGCGGCAGCAGAAGAAGCGGCGAGCACCAAGAGACGGCGGCAGAAGAAGCGGCGAGCACCGAGAGGCGGCAGCAGAAGAAGCGGCGAACACCGAGAGACGGAGGCAGAAGAAGCGGCGAGCACCGAGAGGCGGCAGCAGAAGAAGCGGCGAACACCCGAGAUGGCGGCAGAAGAAGCGGCGAGCACCGAGAGACGGCGGCAGAAGAAGCGGAGAGCACGGAGAGAGGGCGGCAGAAGAAGCGACGAGCACCGAGAGACGGUGGCAGAAGAAGCGGAGAACACCGAGAGAUGGCGGCAGAAGAAGCGGCGAGCACCGAGAGACGGCGGCAGAAGAAGCGGCGAGCACCGAGAGACGGCGGCAGAAGUUGCGGAGAGCACGGAGAGACGGCGGCAGAAGAAGUGGCGAGCACCGAGAGGUGGCAGCAGAAGAAGCAGAGAGCACGGAGAGAUGGAGGCAGAAGAAGCGGCGAGCACUGAGAGACGGCGGCAGAAGCAGCAGCGAGCACGGAGAGACGGCGGCAGAAGAAGCGGAGAGCACGGAGAGACGGCGGCAGAAGAAGCGGCGAGUACCGAGAGACGGCGGCAGAAGAAGCGGAGAGCACCGAGAGACGGCGGCAGAAGAAGCGGCGAACACCGAGAGGCUUUAGCAGAAGAAGCGGAGAGCACGGAGAGACGGUGGCAGAAGAAGCGGCGAGUACCGAGAGACGGCGGCAGAAGAAGCGGCGAGCACCGAGAGACGGCGGCAGAAGAAGCGGCGAGCACCGAGAGACGGCGGCAGAACAAGAGCGAGUACCGAGAGACGGCGGCAGAAGAAGCGGCGAGCACCGAGAGACGGCGGCAGAAGAAGCGGCGAGCACCGAGAGACAGCGGCAGAGGAAGUGGCGAACACCGAGAGGCGGCAGCAGAGGAAGCGGGGAGCACCGAGAGGCGGCAGCAGAAGAAGCGGAGAGCGCGGAGAGACGGCGGCAGAAGAAGCGGCGAGUACCGAGAGACGGCGGCAGAAGAAGCGGAGAGCACCGAGAGACGGCGGCAUAAGAAGCGGCGAACACCGAGAGGCUUUAGCAGAAGAAGCGGAGAGCACGGAGAGACGGUGGCAGAAGAAGCGGCGAGUACCGAGAGACGGCGGCAGAAGAAGCGGCGAGCACCGAGAGACGGCGGCAGAAGAAGCGGCGAGCACCGAGAGACGGCGGCAGAACAAGCGGCGAGUACCGAGAGACGGCGGCAGAAGAAGCGGCGAGCACCGAGAGGCGGCAGCAGAACAAGCGGCGAGCACAGAGAUUCGGCAGCAGAAGAAGCGGCGAGCACCAAGAGGCGGCAGCAGAAGAAGCGGCGAACACCGAGAGGCGGCAGCAGAAGAAGUGGUGAGCACCGAGAGACGGCGGCAGAAGAAGCGGCGAGCACCGAGAGGCGGCAGCAGAAGAAGCGGCGAACACCAAGAGACGGCGGCAGAAGAAGCGGCGAGCACCGAGAGGCGGCAGCAGAACAAGCGGCGAGCACCGAGAGGCGGCAGCAGAAGAAGCGGCGAGCUCCAAGAGGCGGCAGCAGAAGAAGCGGCGAACACCGAGAGGCGGCAGCAGAAGAAGUGGUGAGCACCGAGAGACGGCGGCAGAAGAAGCGGCGAGCACCGAGAGGCGGCAGCAGAAGAAGCGGCGAACAGCAAGAGACGGCGGCAGAAGAAGUGGCGAGCACCAAGAGGCGGCAGCAGAAGAAGCGGCGAACACCCGAGACGGCGGCAGAAGAAGCGGCGAGCACCGACAGACGGCGGCAGAAGAAGCGGCGAGCACCGAGAGACGGCGGCAGAAGAAGCGGCGAGCACCGAGAGGCGGCAGCAGAACAAGCGGCGAGCACCGAGAGGCGGCAGCAGAAGAAGCGGCGAGCACCGAGAGACGGCGGCAGAAGAAGCGGCGAGCACCGAGAGGCGGCAGCAGAAGAAGCGGCGAGCACCGAGAGACGGCGGCAGAAGAAGCGGCGAGCUCCAAGAGACGGCGGCAGAAGAAGCGGCGAGCACCUAGAGACUGCGGCAGAAGAAGCGGGGAGCACGGAGAGACGGCGGCAGAAGAAGCGGCGAUCACCGAGAGGUGGCAGCAGAAGAAGCGGAGAGCACGGAGAGACGGCGGCAGAAGAAGCGGCGAGCACCGAGAGACGGCGGCAGAAGAAGCAGCGAGCACCGAGAGACGGCGGCAGAAGAAGCAGCGAGCACCGAGAGACGUCGGCAGAAGAAGCGGAGAGUACGGAGAGACGGCGGCAGAAGAAGCGGCGAACACCCCGUGACGGCGGCAGAAGAAGCGGCGAGCACCGAGAGGCGGCAGCAGAAGAAGCGAAGAGCACGGAGAGACGGCGGCAGAAGAAGCGGCGAGUACCGAGAGACGGCGGCAGAAGAAGCGGAGAGCACCGAGAGUCGGCGGCAGAAGAAGCGGCGAGCACCGAGAGGCGGCAGCAAAAGAAGCGGCGAACACCGAGAGGCGGCAGCAGAAGAAGCGGAGAGCACGGAGAGACGGCGGCAGAAGAAGCGGCGAGUACCGAGAGACGGCGGCAGAAGAAGCGGCGAGCACCGAGAGGCGGCAGCAGAAGAAGCGGCGAGCACCGAGAGGCGGCAGCAGAAGAAGCGGCGAGCACCGAGAGACGGUGGCAGAAGAAGCGGCGAGCUCCGAGAGACGGCGGCAGAAGAAGCGGCGAGCUCCGAGAGACGGCGGCAGAAGCGGCGAGCACCGAGAGACGGCGACGCGGCGGCGGCGACGGCGGCGGCGGCAGGCAGCUGUGA
Molecule: messenger RNA, 11718 nt
Organism: Schistocerca gregaria
Lineage: Eukaryota; Metazoa; Arthropoda; Insecta; Orthoptera; Acrididae
Product: filaggrin-like
Exons: 7
Coding region: 1-11718 (3905 amino acids)
Source: RefSeq, a predicted model, not a curated record